UUCAUCCUCAUUUCUCACUCUCUUCUCCUCUCAUGAGACAAGCAACACAACCACCUCUAAACAACAACCCAAAACCAGUUCAAUUCAAUAAACCUAAUGGAGUCUCCAUCAUACUACCCACCCCCGCUACACCAUUCCGAUUCGACUCGCCCGACUCUAGGCUUCCCGCUCGGUACUGCCUUGCUGUUGCUUGUGAUCUUCAGCCUCAGCGGCAUCCUCUCUUGCUGCUAUCAUUGGGACAAGCUUCGUCACGUCCGCGCUUCGUUUUUGGGUGCCGAUGACUACGAUCAAUCCCCUUCUAAGCCUAGAAACACCUUCUCGGAAGCGAAAGAAACCGAGAAGCAAAGUUUUCCGGUGGUGAUGCCCGGAGAUCGGAUCGCAAGGUUCAUAGCAAUGCCGUGUCCGUGUGAACCGCCUAGGCAAGAAACGGUUGUUGUAGAAGAAGUUCAGAAGGUUCAAAAGCCACCACACGUUGCUCUCACACUUUGCUAAAUAACUAUUUUUUGUAUAUAUUUUAUUUAUAUAAAUUUAUAUAAAUAUUCGUUUUAUUGAAAUUUAUAAGAUAAGUUAGAAGAUUAUUCAUUUUUUUUUA
Messenger RNA from Helianthus annuus (common sunflower), 592 nucleotides. RefSeq lists its product as uncharacterized. The transcript is spliced from 2 exons. The record is from RefSeq and is a predicted model, not a curated record. The coding region runs from base 97 to 492 and encodes 131 amino acids. Lineage: Eukaryota; Viridiplantae; Streptophyta; Magnoliopsida; Asterales; Asteraceae.